This is a messenger RNA of Cornus florida, 1206 nucleotides long. Its product is annotated as alpha-soluble NSF attachment protein-like. Gene Ontology annotation, molecular function: soluble NSF attachment protein activity; syntaxin binding. The record is from RefSeq and is a predicted model, not a curated record. The transcript is spliced from 9 exons. The coding region runs from base 58 to 927 and encodes 289 amino acids. Gene Ontology annotation, biological process: intracellular protein transport; SNARE complex disassembly. NCBI's taxonomy places the organism in Eukaryota, Viridiplantae, Streptophyta, Magnoliopsida, Cornales, Cornaceae. Gene Ontology annotation, cellular component: vacuolar membrane; SNARE complex.
UUGGUCCCUUCAGCUGAAAUUGAAAUUUUACCUCUCUCUCUCUCUCUAGAAUUUCCAAUGGCGGAUCAAUUUGCGAAAGGCAUAGAAUUCGAGAAGAAAGCAGAGAAGAAGAUCAACGGCUGGGGUUUAUCCAGUUCGAAGUACGAAGAUGCUGCUGAUUUGUACCAAAGAGCCGGCAAUUGCUUCAAACUCGACAAGUCAUGGGAUAAAGCUGGAUCAGUAUACAUCAAAUUGGCAGGUUGUCAUGUGAAGUCGGACAGCAAGCAUGAAGCUGCAAGUGCUUAUGUAGAUGCUGCGAAUUGCUACAAGAAAACGUCUCGUAAACAGGCGAUAGCAUGGUUGGACAAAGCAGUGAGUAUGUUCCUCGACAUUGGCAGAUUCCAUAUGGCAGCAAGAUAUUGUAAGGAAAUUGGUGAACUAUUUGAGGUUGAACAAAACUUUGAGCAGGCUAUAGUAUAUUUUGAACGAUCUGCUGAACUUUUCGAAAGUGAAGAAGCAACUAGCCUUGCAAAUCAGUGCAAGUUCAAAGUUGCACAGUUUUCUGCUCAACUAGCACAAUAUCCAAAGGCAAUUAAGAUUUACGAAGAGGUAGCACGGCUGUCACUCAACGUUAAUUUACUGAAGUAUGGAGUUAAAGGGCAUCUUCUUAAUGCUGGGAUUUGCCAACUCUGCAAAGGCGAUGUUGUUGCAACAACCAACGCAUUGGAGCGAUAUCAGGACUUGGAUCCAAAUUUUUCAAGAACGCGGGAAUACAAAUUUUUAGCUGACUUGGCUUCUGCUGUUGAUGAGGAAGAUGUUGCAAAAUUUACUGAAGUUAUUAAGGAGUUUGAUAGCAUGACUCCACUGGAUGCAUGGAAGACCACCCUUCUGUUGAGGGUGAAGGAAAGUCUGAAGGCGAAGGAACUGGAGGAGGAUGACCUGACUUGAAAUUUAUAUGUCGAUGUUUAGUCUGAUGAAAUAUUACUCAGUUUGGGGUUUGAAUCUAGCAAAUGCAUGGUGAUUAGCAAUAACUGUUGUUUAUUCCUCUUAUUUUUAUGCUUGUUACCGGACCAGAUGUAUAGUGAUGUGUAUUUCCACUGGUCCAUCUUGCAUGUGUGCAGAAUUAAUAUAGAACCUAGGAUUAUUUUAGGUAUAACAAUUGAUGUGAAAGAAACAUAUUGAUUCUUUUGGUUCUGAUUCAUGAAGAAGGGAGCUAUUAUUAGCUUA